This is a messenger RNA of Seriola aureovittata, 8412 nucleotides long. It is a transcript of the gene slc8a2b, whose product is annotated as solute carrier family 8 member 2b. NCBI's taxonomy places the organism in Eukaryota, Metazoa, Chordata, Actinopteri, Carangiformes, Carangidae. The transcript is spliced from 17 exons. Bases 436 to 3396 code for a protein of 986 amino acids. The record is from RefSeq and is a predicted model, not a curated record. Gene Ontology annotation, molecular function: calcium:sodium antiporter activity. Gene Ontology annotation, cellular component: axon; postsynapse; sarcolemma. Gene Ontology annotation, biological process: sodium ion transmembrane transport; calcium ion import across plasma membrane; cell communication.
AUGAGGGACCGCGGGGAGGGGGAGCGCGAUUGUGUGUUUGUGUGUGCAGUAUGAGUGUGUCGAGGGGGAGAGAGAGACAGAGAGAGAGAGAGAGACAGAGAGAAAGAGAGUCGAGCAGCGGCGGAGCGCAGCACCGAGGACAGUUUUCUCCGCCAGUCUUUCGUACUAACAUCUGAUACUAUGAUCAUCGCUUCGAGUGCACUCUGGCACUAGAACAGAAGGGCAGCUGAACCCCCACCACCCCAUGACUUUGGUUUUGUGAGUAGGAGCUCUAUGUGGAUCAAGAGUUGAAGAAGGAGCACCUGAGACUAGUGGUGAGCUAGUCGCACCACCCUCAGCUCUACCGACGCCUCCCCCUCCCACCUCCUCAGCCUAAACCCACCGUCCUCUGCCUCCACCCUUCUCUCCCACUUCUCGUGGGAACUACGCGCUGUCAUGUCUCCCUUCGCCUCACCCACCUCCAUCCUCCUUCUCCUCCCCCUCCUCCUCCUGCUGCCUCCCUGUCAGCCAGAGUCCCAGCGUAUUGAGCCCAGCGGCGACCCCGACCUAAGAGCGGUCUCACCCUCCAUAUUCCCCUCGUCCUUCCUGCCCUCCGUGUCUUACGGUAACAGCACCAAGCCCGGCAUCAAAGGCAAGUGUGAGGAGGCGACAGUGUGCAGGCCCGGCAUCCUGCUGCCCGUCUGGCAGCCCAACCAGCCCGGCCUCGGCGACCAGGUGGCCAGAGCUGUGGUCUACUUCGUGUCACUCAUGUACAUGUUCCUGGGAGUGUCCAUCAUCGCAGAUCGCUUCAUGGCGUCUAUAGAGGUCAUCACGUCACAGGAGAAGGAGGUGACCAUCACAAUGCCUAACGGGGAAACAUCAGUGGCGACGGUUCGAAUCUGGAAUGAAACUGUGUCCAAUCUGACGCUCAUGGCUCUGGGCUCCAGCGCCCCGGAGAUACUGCUGUCUGUUAUAGAGGUGUGUGGUCACAACUUUGAGGCCGGCGAGUUGGGACCAGGAACCAUCGUUGGCAGCGCUGCCUUCAACAUGUUCGUGAUCAUCGGGAUCUGCGUGUGGGUGAUCCCCAACGACGAGACCCGCAAGAUCAAACACCUCAGGGUGUUCUUUAUCACCGCCUUCUGGAGCAUCUUCGCCUACAUCUGGCUCUACCUCAUCCUGUCCGUCAUGUCGCCGGGCGUGGUGGAGGUGUGGGAGGCCGUGGUGACCCUGCUCUACUUCCCAGUGUGUGUCAUACUGGCUUGGAUCGCCGACCGUCGUCUGCUCUUCUACAAGUACAUGGGCAAGCGUUACCGUGCCGACAAGCGCCACGGCAUCGUCGUGGAGACUGAGGGAGACUUGACACCCAAUAAGGGCGGCAUGGAGAUGAUCAUAGACGGCAAAUUCCCGCCACGAGGGGGCGCCGUGGUCCCUGCCGAAAACUGCGGGGGAGCUCAGGGAGGCGCUGCAGCCAAUAACGUUGGUGCGGCAGCAGGAGCCAUGGCAACGGGAGCUGGGGGAAACCUGCCCAACUCCAACAGCAUGAUGGUCAAUGUGGAGAGCAGCAAGGAGCUGGACGAGAGCCGCAAAGAGGUGAUUCGUAUCCUGAAGGAACUGAAGCAGAAAUAUCCCGACAAAGAGCUGGACCAGCUGGUGGAGCUGGCCAACUACUACGCCCUGCUGCACCAGCAGAAGAGCAGAGCCUUCUACCGCAUACAGGCGACUCGUAUGAUGAUUGGAGCCGGUAACGUCCUGAAGAAGCACGCAGCCGACCAUGCCCGCCGCACAGCUGUAGCUGACGAGGAGGCACCGGAGGAAGACGACGCGGGGAUAUGCAGCCGCAUCUCAUUUGAAAGCGCCCACAGCCAGUGCAUGGAGAACUGUGGCGUUCUGACGCUGGCUGUAGUCUGCCACGGGGGUCUGGGAGAGAACACCUUCUAUGUGGACUACAGGACGGAAGAUGGUUCGGCCAACGCGGGGUCGGAUUACGAGUACAGCGAAGGAACGCUGGUGUUCAAACCGGGAGAGACUCGUAGAGAGAUCAAGGUCGGUAUAAUCGAUGAUGACAUCUUUGAAGAGGAUGAGCACUUCUUUGUGCGCCUGCUGAAUCUGCGUGUUGGUGACGCAGAGGGGAUGUUUGAGAGCGAUGAAGUGGGUGCCCUCCCCAAAGCUCGCUUGGUUGAGCCCCUGGUUGCCACGGUGACCAUCCUGGAUGAUGACCACGCUGGCAUCUUCACAUUCAGCGAGCGCAUGGUGCGGGUGAGCGAGAGCGUGGGCACCAUGGAGGUGACGGUGGCUCGCAACUCGGGCGCCCGCGGCACCGUCAUCCUGCCGUACCACACUGAGUCAGGCACCGCCAAGGCCGGAGAAGACUAUGAGGACGCCCGGGGAGAGCUGGAGUUCACCAACGACCAGACCACUCAGACGCUCCUGGUGAGGAUAAUUGAUGAUGAAGAAUAUGAGAAACAUGAAAACUUCUUCAUUGUGUUGGAGGAGCCACGCUGGCUGAAGAGAGGAAUCUCAGCUCUGCUGCUCAACCAAGAGGGGGUGGAGGGGCAGAUGAGUGCUGAGGAGGAAGAGGCCCGGAGGAUAGCUGAGAUGGGGAAGCCCAUCCUGGGAGAGCACAGCCGUCUGGAGGUGGUCAUCGAGGAGUCAUAUGAGUUCAAGAGCACCGUUGACAAGCUCAUUAAGAAGACCAACCUGGCGCUGGUGAUCGGCACACACUCCUGGAGGGAACAGUUUGUUGAGGCGGUCACUGUCAGCGCAGGUGACGGCGAUGACGGUGAGGAAGGACGUGAGGAGCGUCUUCCAUCUUGUUACGACUAUGUCAUGCAUUUCCUCACUGUCUUCUGGAAGGUUCUGUUCGCCUGCGUCCCGCCCACAGAGUACUGGAACGGCUGGGCCUGUUUCUGCGUCUCCAUCAGUGUCAUCGGCCUCCUCACCGCCGUCAUCGGCGAUUUGGCGUCACACUUCGGCUGCACCGUGGGUCUGCGGGACACAGUGACUGCAGUGGUGUUUGUGGCAUUGGGAACUUCUAUUCCAGACACCUUCGCUAGCAAAGUGGCCGCCAUGCAGGACCAGCACGCCGAUGCGUCUGUCGGAAACGUCACUGGUAGCAACGCUGUCAACGUGUUCUUGGGGAUCGGCGUGGCCUGGUCAGUGGCCGCAGUCUACUGGAAAAUCAAGGGGAAGGAGUUCAAGGUGGACCCGGGGUCGCUGGCCUUCUCUGUCACGCUCUUUACCAUCUUCGCUUUCAUCUGCAUGGCUGUGCUCCUGUUCAGACGCCGGCCCUCCAUUGGCGGAGAGCUCGGUGGCCCAAGGGUGCCCCGCCUCCUGACCAGCCUGCUGUUCCUGGGCCUGUGGUUCCUCUACAUCCUUUUCUCCAGCCUGGAGGCCUACUGCCACAUAAACGGCUUUUAAAAACGGAGAUGGAGAAAGUUCUGGAAGAAUAUUGCACAACAACACACACAUAUACUUUAACACUCAGUCCAUACAGCUCACAGUUCGACAUGAAACAAGUGUAUGAUUCAUCUGUUUAAUGAGGCUCACUGCAGCCUGGAGGUGUCCUGGUCUUCGAUGCAGGGACACUCAAAUACUCCAGAUACAUGUUCACACACACACACUUUAUAUGUACACAUGUGUAAACAGAUCAGAUCAUAAGAGACACACACACAGGCACAGUUACAGGCAUGAUGUAGGGCGAGAGGAAGUGUUUGUGAAGGGCGAGAAGUGAGGAUACAAAAGGUUACAGAGGCAAAGUUAGAAGAGGGAAGAUGGAGAGACAGAGAGAGCGACUGUGGAGUUUUCGAGGUGAAGAGAGGGUCAGCCUCUGGAGCGCUGUUUCAUUCUGUGGUAUAGAAGGUUUAUUUUAGAGUCAGGUGGGUUUAGGUUGGAUUAGAGGAUGAGACCACUGAUAGAGAAGAGCAGGCCUGUUAGUGUUAAGAUGGAACAGAAACCUGUGCACACUGGACAACAUUUCUCCUGAGUUACAUCCUGCAACAAAACGUGUCCCUGCCACCUCUCCAUCUUUACUGGUACAGCUGCACGUUUCCUCACGGAGGAGGUGGAGCGCUGUGUGAAAAAAGGAGUGGAAUGUUUACAGCAACAUUAAGUCUGUUUACUACAGGAGAGUCAUAUAAAGUGGUGAUGCUUGUCUAAUGCACAGUAUAGAUGAAAGCUGUUCUCCACACACGCUGUAAAUAGUAAAAACCGGUGUACAUAUAGAGUGUAGUGUUUUCAGGAGGCAGAUAGUGUUGCCACCAGUGAAAAACGUAGAGAGGGUGAAAGAAAGGAUCCCCCAGAAUGCAAAGCUACUUUUUUGUAUAGAAAGCCAAAUUACAGUGAAAAGAGAGUUUUUGAAAUUCAUGCACAGACUGGAACCAGGCCACAGGUCCCAAACAUUAGAAACUGAAGUCUUAGCUGAACAAAUAAACAAAUGAUGAACUGGUGAAAUACAAGUUUAGAAGUGGCUGACAGUUUUUAAAGAGCCAUUCCUCCCCAGCGUCUUUGUGUUCCAGUCAAAUGUGUCUGUUUACCAGAUGUUCUCUCCCUCUGGCGGAGGCUUGUGUGUCAAACUAAAGGAUUAUUUUUUUGCAUGUGUAGCCGGAUACGGAGCAUCUUCACAUAAUAAGUCUCAUAUAUAUAUACUAUGUAAAAGGGAAUGAACAGAAUCCACCUGUAGAUUACAUGCCUGCAUUUGUGUGUCUACUUGGUGAACAGAAACUAUCAGCUGGUCCUUGGUGAUAACUCCUUCCCGUAGAAAUGUGUGUGUAGGCAUGCAGGAAGUAGGAGAGGCGUUUGGUCUGAGAGGAACAAAAGGACAUUUUCCUCCUCAGAAAAGAUUAAAUAUGUAGAGUCUUUGUUUGAGGCUUUUUGCUCCAUCCAGAUGGACUGAGAUCACUGAACAGCAGUCAGUCAUCACUGUGACACUGUGGUAGUGACAGACUCAGCCAUUACUGUGGCAUGUAUCCUGACAGACUAAUCCUCUAUCUUUAGUGACAGCAGCAUGUCAGACAGAGAGAGACUUAACAGUGUUAGUUUAGCUCAGUGGUUCUCAAACUUUUUCCGGCAUGCCCUCCUUCAGAAGCCAAAAAAAACCCCACCCCACAAUUUUUGUCAAUCGUUAAUAAUAAUAGGGAAAUUAAUUGUGUGAAAUACAGAUCAGCACUGUUUUGUUUAUUUCCCCAACAUAAAUCAUAUUCACUCAACUUAGUUUCACUCCAUAUUUUCCUCAUCAUCCACGCCCCCUACACCCCACAUACCCACCCACCCACCCUGCAGUGGCUCUAUGCCUCCCUCCCCACAGGGGGGUGUGCCCCCCAGUUUGAGAACCACUUGUUUACUUUAAAGAGUGAAGCCUCUUAAGCCAGUUAAUUGCAAUUAAGUAAUUUAAUACCUGACUAAAUAGAUUUUAAACAUCAAGAUUCACAUAUUGAUCAGGACACAGGAUCCUGCAGGAUGUUAGUCUGCACCACACUGUUGCUUCAAGACAGCACCAACACAAUGCCUUAAGGAAAACGCUCAAGUGAAAAUCUAGUAUUCAAGCUCUCAGCUGAACUAACUGUCCAGACUGCACUUUGUUUGAUGGAACUAAAACAUAUAGUGUUGUGGGUUUUUUUUUUUUUUCUCUUUAGCUGAGAAAUCGUUAGUGUGCAAUAUGUGAAGGGAGAGUCACUGGAGGAAAACUAUGAACUGUUUGAAGGUUUGAUUCAUGUAAGACUGGAUCUUUCUUCUCCUGUGGGAAGGGGUUGUUGUAAUUUGUCCCCGUCCAUCCAUCUGUGUUUAGAGCACAAUACGCUGUAUGUAAGAACCUGCUAAAAAUGACUUUCCAUUCUGGUGAACAUUGUUUAAAAGGACUAACUAAACUAUGAUGUAAUGUUCUCCAGGCUUUGUUUACAGCGUGUAGGUCAGCAGCAGAUAGGGCUUCAUUUUGCAGACAGCUGACAGGUCCACACUGUCAAACCUAGGUUUAAAUCAAAGACAGUUUCUAUAGUCAUAAUACCACAGCGUAGACUGUUUUCCGUGGGAAACACAUUACAGAACGCUGCCCCUCAUGACAUGUAUGUGUUGCUCAGUAUUGCAUGGCAGAGUUGGAACAUACAGUAAAAUGUUCACAAGCUACUGAAACUACUGGCUGCUAAAUAGAUAGGAUGCACAACAGAGAGGUACAAAACGAAGAGAGGUGCAAAUGAAAAAGUAAAUAUCACAGCAAACGUAGCGAGCAGUGUGCAACAUGAUGGUGUGAUAUGAAUUAUUAGCUUAGACACAAAGCAUCAACAGCCCAGCGUCCUUUUGUACACGUCGAGACAUCCCAGUCAACAUUAUAAUUACUGUAAGAUUUACUGCCUAAUAUCAGUCACCUUAAUAUAUUCCUGUGAGAACGUUGUGCUUCGUGCUGCAGGUGCAUUACAAACAUUUCACCCACAAAUAAUAAGUGCUAUACAAGUGGAAAUUGUUAUUACUCUUAUUAUAUACAAUAAUAUUGGAAAGAUUCAAUUCAUUUACCCUUAACUAACUAUACUUUGUAAACUUUCUAAAACCAAUUUUGUAUCUUUUCCUUACAGAUAUAUCCGAGGUAGAUUUUUUUGUACUUCUAAACAAUGUUUAGAGUAGUAUCAGUAUACAGAGUUGGUAGUGUAGAUUAAAUCGUUACUGAAUUUAGUGGAUUAGAUUUUGAUAUAUUUUCCACAGAGGAAGCUCCCCUUUGAACUGCUCAAACAGUGUAGUGUAUCAUAACCGAGCGUAAUCUCAUCUCAUUUAGUCAAAUACUUUAUCUGCUGACUCGUUCGUGUCUGUGUUACUUAUGUAUAUUUAUUCUCAUGAGAUUAUUUAGAUAUUUAUUUAUUUACAAGAGGAUUAUUUAUCUAUGGAUAAGCUGUGCCACAGGUCCUUGAGGUGAACAGUUUGGAGUUUAGUUCAAGGAGCGUGGUUUCAACGUGCAAUACAGGAUAAAAUUCAUACGCAUCUUAUUUCGUGAGUGGGUUUUUGACGAGAGGUCAGUUGACAUGUUUAUCUGCUGCAGUGUUUGUUGUUACCCUCCGCCAACGUACAUUUCUUCAUCCAGUCCUCCUGAAGAGGGAGUUUUGACUGUAGGUAGCAUGUUUACAUGAAGAAACAGUGUGGAACAUUGUAAGUAUGAUUGUCAGUCUCGGCUCGUUUUGAGCUGAACAGGGACAUUUUGUAGAUAUUAAUGGUGGCUUUGAGGCAGGUCAGUGGUGUGUGAGGUUUUGACAGUAACUUAACUGAAGUUCACUCACUAAACCGCCAGCUGGGACCAAGAUUACACAACACAUACACAUACACACAUAUACACACACACACACACACACACACACACACGCACACACAGGUCUGAUGAAGUAAUCUGUGACUGGGUGAAAAAUGAUCAGCACCACCGGGUACAGAAUGGAUCAGCUCUUGUGUCCGGUGCUCCCAGCUUUGUCCCAGCAGAAGUGACCCAGAUGUGGCUCAGCGCCCAAGAACAGAACUGUGUACAAUGUCCGGACAAUGUUCCUUGUUUCCAUGAACUUCUGUACUAACUGUCCGGCUUCGGCCUUUGCUGUUCUGUAGCUAGAUGUGAUGCCUCCCCGAUCCAGACUCUCCUCCUCACCCCUCCCUCCCCGGUGUGUGUCUGUGUUUGCCUCCCUCCGUGCUCCUCUGCAGAUGCAUGAUGAAUCCCUGUGUAUGUGUGUUAGCAGCAUGGUCUACUGUGAUGGACGCCUAUAGGCAUAUUUUAUCAGGUUGAUUCCCCCGCAAUCCCAAAAACACCAGAGACAUUCUGUGAAGUGAAAUGAGCAAAUGGCACACACAGAAAACAACCACAACUCCAUACAGACGUACUGAUCAGAAACACACACAGUCACACACAGACAGCAUUUAUGGAUUCAGAGUCUCCUGUGUGUUAGUUUUGUUACCUUCAGAAGCUGUGAAAAGAGAGCCCGCGCUGCGCUCUGUUGUGUCAAGGCUACGUCUGCAACGAGCAACACCCCAGGUCAUCUUUUUGUUUGUUGGUGUACGAUAUUUCUGUGUCUGUGUUAGUGUCCCCCUCUUCUUCCUCCCCCUCCCCCUCCCCCUCCUCUUCUUCUUCUCCCAUUCGCUCCCUCCCAGGUCUUGCUCUUCAUUGUGUUUCUCUGUGAAGUUUUUUCCUGUGAUGAUGAAAAUUUCUCUCUGCCUGAACCUUUGUAGGGAAAUAAUGACUGAGUUACUACAAUAUCAUGUGAUAGGCAUAUACAUUUAUUCAAUACUGUAAUAAAUUAUUAACUGAAGAUGAUAUAAAAGUUUUUUUAUGAAAUGCAGAAAAAAAAAAUCUUAGAAAAAAAAAGACAAUUUGUUUUUGAGAACAUGGCAUGAGGUGUAAUGUGUUACUGAAAGAAAAUGAAGGUCUUUAAUCAAGUGAAGUUGACCUUGUUUGAAUAUAGUUUAUUUAUUUUCAAGGCG